AUGCGUACAUUCCAAUUGCUGCUCCUCUCUGCAGGCCUCAGCUCUGUUUCAACGACAUCAGCGCAAUAUGCACCCACGACAGCAAACCUUACUACCGUUCGAUCACCUCUCAACCAUGAUAUCACCAUCAGCUACAAGUCUCCCGACGGCGCCUGUCGCUCCGCAUUCGACCACCAGAAGCAAUAUACCGGCUGGGUCAACGUGCCCGGCGACUACCCUACGAAUCUCUUCUUCUGGUUUGUCGAGGCCCGCCAAAAGUCCGACAUACUGACGAUAUGGCUCAACGGCGGGCCUGGGUCGAGCUCUCUUUUCGGCAUGUUCAACGGAGUCGGUCCUUGCGAGAUCAUCGAAGCGGGGCUGGACCAGUACGACACGCUCGCCAGUGAAUGGGGCUGGGAUCGUGCUUCCAACAUGCUUUUCAUAGACCAACCCAACCAGGUCGGCUUCUCCUACGACACACCCACAAAUGGCACUCUCAAUAUCCUCAAUAAUACCCGGACAACCCCGCCAAGGGGUCCCAUCGACGACCUACCACCCCACCUCUUCCUGAACGGCACCUUCAGCUCUCUGAACCCCGCCAACACCCCUAAUACCACCGAAGAUGCUGCCAUGGCCGUCUGGCAUAUGCUGCAAGGCUUUCUCUCCGUCUUCCCUCAGUACAAUCCUCCCAAACAAGCGGCACUGGGUGUCAAUCUCUUCGCCGAAAGCUACGGCGGCAAAUAUGGCCCCGUCUUCUCAGACGUAUGGGAGCGACAGAACGCCAAGAGGCUGAACAAUACCAUACCGCGGAACUCGACCCUCGAGAUACAUCUCGCCGCAUUGGGCAUUGUCAAUGGCUGCAUCGACGACGAGAUCCAGGCACCCUACUAUCCGAGCUUCGCAGUCAACAACACAUAUGGGUUCGAGGGCAUCAACUCGGUCCGCGCCAACCUUGCCAAUGCCAGCUUCAACGCCAACGGCGGCUGCCGCGACCUUUUACGACAGUGCCGCACCGCUCAAAGCGUCUACGAUCCGGCGAGCUCGGGCAACGUCCACAGCGUCAAUGAGCUCUGCUCCCAGGCGUACACGACCUGUUACAGGUCCGUCAUUGAGCCCUUCAGUGAGUCUGGGCGCAGCUUCUACGACAUUUCCCAGCCAGCGCGCGAGGCCUUCCCCUCCAACAUCUACAUCGAAUACGCCAACACGCCCGCCUUUCAAGAGGCGAUCGGUGCUGUAACCAACUUUUCCUCCUACAGCCUCGAGGUUCUCUCGGCCUUCUCGCGCACGGGCGACAACGCGAGGGGCCCCCUCCUGCCGCGGCUCGCCGCGCUCCUCGACUCGGGCGUGCGCGUCGGCCUCGUCUACGGCGAUCGCGACUACAUCUGCAACUGGCGCGGCGGCGAGGCGGCGGCCAACGCGCUGGCCGGGCAGGCCCGGGCGCCCUACGGCCAGCUGUUCACAGAGGCGGGCUACGCGCCCAUCAUCGUCAACGACUCGUACAUUGGCGGCGUCGUCCGCCAGUACGGCAACCUCUCCUUCAGCCGCGUCUACCAGGCCGGCCACGCCGUGCCCGCCUUCCAGCCCGAGACGGCCUUUCAGAUCUUUGCGCGCAUCGUCAUGGGCACGUCCCUCUCCACCGGCGACGCCGUCGACCUGGCUGCGUACGCCACAAAGGGCGACGCCAAAGCCGACAAGCACAGGGACAAGCUGCCCGCGGCGCCGGCACCGACGUGCUGGCUGCGCGCCGUGCCGAGCACGUGCUCCGACGACGAGGUCGAGAUGCUGCGCCGGGGCGAGGGCGUCGUCAUCAAUGGCGUGCUGUACGCGAGCGAGGGCGACUGGCCGCUCGCGACGCGGACGACGACGAGCAGCGUCGAGGCGGGGGCCGCGACGUCGGCGACGCAGACGCUGACGGGCUUGUUCACGGCCACAUCGACGCCCCGGAAUGGGGACGUUGCGAGCCGCGAUCCGAGGGGGAGUAUGAUGGCUAUGGUCGUUGCAUUUUCUUGUACGCUGGUCUGGGUAGGGACGAUAUGA
This is a messenger RNA of Verticillium dahliae VdLs.17, 2016 nucleotides long. RefSeq names its product carboxypeptidase S1. The transcript has 2 exons. Gene Ontology annotation, molecular function: serine-type carboxypeptidase activity. Lineage: Eukaryota; Fungi; Ascomycota; Sordariomycetes; Glomerellales; Plectosphaerellaceae. Gene Ontology annotation, cellular component: fungal-type vacuole. The coding region runs from base 1 to 2016 and encodes 671 amino acids. The record is from RefSeq and is a predicted model, not a curated record. Gene Ontology annotation, biological process: proteolysis.